UUAUUACUUGGGAAGGUCAUAUCCUCUUCUCCUCUCCCCUCUUUGAUCCGAAACAGAGGACUCGGCGGCGAUGUCGGACGAGGAUCCGCCGCUCGACGCGCCGCUCCAAGCAAUUGGCUUCCGGUUCGAUGUCGUCUCCGGCGACUACGUCGCCGGCCUCCUCACCGUCUCCGACAUAUGUUGCCAGCCGUACGGAAUGCUCCACGGCGGUGUGUCGGCGCUGAUAGCAGAGGCGCUGGCUAGCAUCGGCGCCCAACUCGCUGCCGGAGAGGACAGACGCAUCGUGGGAGUUCAGCUCUCCAUCAACCACCACCGAAGCGCCCGCACCGGUGACUGCCUCCUUGCCGAGGCCACGCCGGCGCAGACCGGCAGCCUUCUUCAGAUUUGGGAUGGGCGUAUGUGGAAGGUGGAUGAUGAGUCCACGUCAGCCAAAGGAGUUUUAGUUGCCUCUUCAACGGUCACGAUUCUCGAAAAGACGCGCGAAGUGCCACCUGAAGUUGCCAAAAUUUAUCAGCGUCACGCGACCAAAAAUAAAAUUUCUAAAUUGUAAAAUUACGCUAAAAUGCGUAGGAUGAAAUAUCUAUAGUCGAAUUUAAAUUUGUCGGUUUGUUUGUUUCCUGAUUACUUUCCCACGUUUAUAAUAACAGUUUUCUGUAUUUGUCUGAUUGAAAUAAAAAAACUCUCUCUUGGAUUC
This is a messenger RNA of Zingiber officinale, 694 nucleotides long. RefSeq names its product 1,4-dihydroxy-2-naphthoyl-CoA thioesterase 1-like. Gene Ontology annotation, cellular component: peroxisome. NCBI's taxonomy places the organism in Eukaryota, Viridiplantae, Streptophyta, Magnoliopsida, Zingiberales, Zingiberaceae. Gene Ontology annotation, molecular function: 1,4-dihydroxy-2-naphthoyl-CoA thioesterase activity. Gene Ontology annotation, biological process: phylloquinone biosynthetic process. Bases 71 to 550 code for a protein of 159 amino acids. The record is from RefSeq and is a predicted model, not a curated record. The transcript is spliced from 3 exons.